AUGGUUCGGUCAAGCAACCUGAUUCCUUGGCAGCAGCGGGGGGUCUUCUUCGGGAUAACUCAGGUAGAUGUCUGGGAGCGUUUGCAUCCAAUCUAG
Messenger RNA from Linum tenue, 96 nucleotides. NCBI's taxonomy places the organism in Eukaryota, Viridiplantae, Streptophyta, Magnoliopsida, Malpighiales, Linaceae. The record is from the annotation of a GenBank genome assembly.